AUGAUAUCAAUUUGGAUCGCGCUAGCAUUCGCCGCGUUUGCACACGCUCAGCUUACACCCGAACUCGAAGGCACAAACGGUGUAGCCAACGGUUUAUGUCAGCUGAAUUAUAUCCUGCAAAGUGAUGUCUUCGUCUCGACAGCGAAUAGCAGCGGCAGCCAGCAUGUGCAAGGACUCGAUUGUACGAGUGGCCUGCUGCAUUGGCACAUGACCUUCGACUGGGCCAAUGGCGGUGUGGUGCUCGCAUAUCCUAAUGCUCAGAUCAGCCCCGUCGGUGCAAAGCUGAGCGAUCUCAAAUCAGUACCCGGCAUCUAUCAAUAUGCUACUGAUGCGACCGACAUGGUCGCAAGCUACGUCAUCUCCAUGUGGCUCAACACGAACAUGAACGGCCAGACCGCCGAUGCGACCUCCAAAGCGGAGCUCAUCAUCAUCCUCGGCGCUGACGGCAACGCAGCCCCGGGCGGUGACAAAGUGGGUUCGUUCUCGGCACUCUCGGAUCAAUGGACCUUGUAUAAAGCCAAUGGGUCUUCGUACGACACCAUCACUGCAGUCUCUCGUUCAGUACACAAGAAUUUCACUGGUGAUCUGUUGGAUGUCCUCGCUUCGACCGUGCAGACUCUCAGUAUUUCUGAUGACCUCUACGUGGUCUCUUAUUCUGCUGGCGUAUCCCUCAUAGGAGGCAAGGGUAGCUUCGACGCUCACUUUGGCGGGGAUCUCGUGACGAGCAACUCGUGCGACUACGUAGACGCAUCUCUCAAGACGGCAUCCAAGCUGUGCAGUACGAGUGGCAACAACAACGGCGCAGAGGUCAGCUCGGCCCAUCGACCCGCUCUAGCUACGACGGUCAUGCUGCUCGCUUUCCUUGCCGUGUUCAGACAACAGUCGAACGGCGUGACGAGGCAACUGACAGGAUCCGAUGACAUCGCCACCGGGCUCUGUGCCAAUCACUACAUUCUUGCGAGCAACGUCAUCGCCACGCCAACAUCGAGAGAUACAGUCCAAACCACUCAAGGAACCGGCUGUCAUGACGGUCUACUGUCAUGGCAGACCUCAUUCUCUUGGGUAGGGAGUGCCCUCGAUCUCAAAUCCUCGCCCACCUCUUCAGUCUCAGCUGCACCAGCUAGGCUAUCGUCAAUCACAUCGAUUCCGACUGUGUAUGCGUUCCAAGCACCAUUGGCCGUGCAAUCAGUCUACAUGCUGGACGCCUGGCUGUCAAGUUCGGCCAGUAGCAAGCCGGGCGACUCGUCUUCAAGGAUCGAAAUUGUGGCGGUUCUCUCUACCGGCGGACUUGGCUUCGACUUUGGAGAGCAGAAGAGCACCAUCAACGCAUACGGACUCUCGUGGGCUGUCUACCAAUAUGACCACCCGAAUUACACGACGUACAAUCUCAUGAGUCAGUCGACACUGAUCAACGUCUCAAUCGAUGCGAUAACCCUCAUCCACGGCCUGGCCGGCGUUGCAUCGUUCGCCAGCGAUUUGUAUCUCUCGAGUUAUGGCGCCGGUGCACAGAUCACUUGGGGAGACGACUCGACUCUGACCGUGCAGUCCUUCGGCGCUCAGGUCUACUUGGGUCAGGAUUGUGCAGGCAUCUCGUCCGAGCUCAGAUCCGCAUCUCUGCUAUGCGAAGGGCAGAGCGGCAACAUCACCAACGUGAGCAGCUCAGACAAGCUUGCGGGCAUCGGCUUUGCGGCUCCGCUCGACACGCGAACAGCGAAGCGCGUCGCUCUCAUCGUCUCUGGCCUGACGGUGGCAAUGCUUUCAUUCUUCCACGCUCGCAAAGCUGUCGUGCUGUCCAUUGCCACCCGCGCACUCGCCCAAGGCGGCACGACCGCUGACCUCACAGGCAUUGCAGGCAUCGCGAACAAUCUUUGCGCACUGAAUUACGUGCUCUCGAGCAACACCUUUCAGAACGGGACGGCCACGACACAUGGUUUGGGCUGCACCAAUGGCCUCUUGUCGUGGAAGACCGACUUUGACUUCGAUACCGACGCCGUAGCCGCUUAUCCCAACUCUGCCAUCUCCGACCCAGGCGCCAAGAUUGCUGAUCUCAAAUCAGUGCCUGUCAUCUUCAAGUUCCAGCCUGCUUCGGCCGCUCAGGCCAAUUACAUGGUCACUAUCUGGCUUGGUACGAACACGAACGGUCAAGCAGGCGACAGCAGUUCCAAGUACGAAGUUGCGUUUGUCUUCUCCAACUCGGGCACGACGACGCCUGCCGGAUCCAAAACGGGCACGAUCACUGCAAUGGACACCAACUGGAGCGUCUACAAGUCUGCUGCAAAGGGCUACGAUCUCGUGACGGUCGUCUCACGAAGUCGCCAGUCAUCCGUGUCAGGUGACUUGCUCGACGUCAUCCAAGCGACGGUCAAGUCGCUGAGCAUAGAUCAAAACCUCUAUGUCGUCUCUCUGGGCGCAGGCGCUCAGAUCUUGACGGGCAAGGGCACAUUCCAAUGCGAUGCGUUUGGUGCAGACUUGAUCACCGGUGGCGCCUGCAGCACCGUCGAUGCAACACUCAAAUCGGCUGCUGGCAUUUGUGGCAGCUCGGGUUCGAGCAACAGCACUGCUUCAGCUUCCGGCAAGUCGACGUCAUCUGCCAAUGUGCUCAAGGCUCCCAAGACGAGCAGUUUAGCCGGUGCAGCCACUGCUCUGGCGCUCGGAUUCGUUGUCGCCUAUCUCGCCUGA
Messenger RNA from Mixia osmundae IAM 14324, 2679 nucleotides. RefSeq names its product glycoside hydrolase family 12 protein. The record is from RefSeq and is a predicted model, not a curated record. The transcript is spliced from 26 exons. Lineage: Eukaryota; Fungi; Basidiomycota; Mixiomycetes; Mixiales; Mixiaceae. Gene Ontology annotation, molecular function: cellulase activity. Bases 1 to 2679 code for a protein of 892 amino acids. Gene Ontology annotation, biological process: polysaccharide catabolic process.